AACGGUGACAAGUAACAACUGUUAACACUAACAGCAGUUCGUGUCGCGACUUUUAUAUGACUGAUAAAUUUGGUCGAACACUUCCAAGGAUGUUGUUUCUGCAGUGUGUAACAUUUGCUGCAAACUGGGAGUAGUAUCUCAUAUUCAGGAAGGAGGAAUACCUGAUUCCCUGUUCAGUGAUGCCUGGAUGCAGUUGAAGCAGGGAUUGAGAUUUACUGGCAACUGUAAGGAACUCUUCUAAUGGAUGACCUUAUCAAAGGAACAACUGUCUCGAGGCAAACAGUAGCACCGGGAACAGCUCUCUGUGGAAUAGAUAAUCUUCCAGACGAGGUUCUCAUCGAAAUAUUCUCCUACUUGCGGCUGUGUGACUUGACGUGGUGUUCGCACACGUGCAGCAGGUGGCGUGCCAUUCUACGGGAGGAGAAGUCGCUGUGGAGGCGCUGGCAGUGUGCGACGUACGACGUGGGGAACGUGAGGGAAGUGCUAGCUACGGCGGGUGCGGUGCCGCAGCUGGAAACGCUCUACCUCCUCUACUCCGGCUCGUUCGGGAUCCACGUCGCCUGGCCGGAGGCCACCGUCUUCCACCACUACGGCGACGCCCCCCUGACGUGGGAGCCGUACUUCCGGUGUUUUGAUACCGAGUGCCUCGUGAUAGACCACUCGAUGCAGAAAAACAUUUUUUUCUACUUGUCGUGGGUCGACCGCCUCACGUUGAGGAGGAUAUUCGUCGUAGAACAGUCGUAUUUUUGUAACCCGUCCGAAAGUACGUGUGAAUCCGCCGGGCCGGUUCGCGAAGCUGCUAGUGCGGACGGUCCCGUACGGAGGGUCAGAGACAUACACCGUGACCUCUUCUCCGGGAAGGGUCGCCGCCGCGGCAGUGCCUCGGAGGUCCCCGCUGCGACGUCCGGAGCGGACGCUGCCGUGUGCCCGGCGUUGGAGGAAGUGAAUGUGUUCAGCAAGUACAUCUGGGACGAACACCUCGAGAGACUUUGCAGUCUGGGCCCAGUGCGCACCUUGCACGUCCGGUGCCAGCGGCUCCGCAGCCUGACUUUCGUGCGGGGCUGCAGCGCGACGCUGGAGGAGCUGGAAGUCUCGGACUGCCGACGCCUCUUGGAGGACGCGUUCGCAGAUCUACGCUAUCUGGAGAGGUUGCGCGUGCUGCGGCUGUCGGACUGCCACGUCGAGGCGCAGACUGUCGGCAGUUGUGUGGCCGGCCUUCCCCACUUGGAGUCCUGUACGAUAAAUGGGUGUGAAGUCCUUCAGGAUCUCUCCUCGUAGGAUCCUUGUGCUGUGGCCUGUGUCCGCAGAUGUAGUGGUGUGUCCUGUAUCCUUACUUUAAGACACUGACUUGUUGAAAUUUUCUUGUGAUAACAUAUCAUUAUUUCGAGUCAAUAAAUAUGAUGUGUUGGAAGAAGGGGAGUGAGAGAGAUGGGCUGAUCUUGUGCAAUAUAUUAUACAAUUUUUUAUUUGACAUUAAAUAUUGUAAAAUUAUGUAUAUAUUUACUAUGACUGUUCUAAAACUAAAGAACAUUUUGAUACGAUGAGCCGAGUAAGUCUUCCACCGCCUCUGCUACCAUUCCCUAGACCUUCCUAACUGUUAUGAUAAAUCAACAAACCCAACAAGUCUGGAGUCACAUGUGAUUAGCCUGCCCUGGUCUUCAGGAUACAGUUUCAAUCUCUAUAAAGUAUAUCCACAUCUGAGAAACAAUAGAACGAUUCACAUUAAGCUAUCGGGCCACAUCAGUUUGCGACUGUUUUGCUUCCUUUCUUUCUGUGGCCCUCCACCUCAGAGAUCCUCGUAGGCAUCAUCUCUGUGCCGUACUGCACUGUCUGUGACUGUGUACGUAGUGCUUGUGGACGUGGGGCUACCUGGCAAACACUAUCUCGUUUCGUAGGUGCCCUGACAACAUUGGCGUGGUUGUGCAUUGGCCAGAAUGUCUUCAGUGCAGUACAUGAAUGUACGGACAUCUGAUUGGCAGUUUGUACGAUUACGUCACGAAUUAGACACAGGAUGGGGAAACAGCGGUUUGUUGCUUUAAUUUUGGGCACCAGAGGAAGAUACUAAUGCAAUCUAUUCUUGAGUAUUGCUCGAGUGUUUGAGAUUCCUACCAUGUUAGACUGAAGGAAGACAUCAAAGCAAUUAAGAGGUGGGCUGCUAGAUUUAUUACUGGUAGGUUUGAACAACAUGCAACUGUUACGGAGAUGCUUUGGGAACUCCACUGGGAAUCCCUGAAGGGAAGACAACAUUCAUUUCAAGAAACACUACUGAGAAGAUUUAGAGAGUUGGUAUUUGAAGCUGACUGCAGAAUGAUUCUGUUGCCUCCAUUAUAUAUUGCACAUAAAGAUCCCAAAGAUAAAAUACAAGAAAUUAGAGCUCAUACGGAGACAUAUAGGCAGUCAUUUUUCCCUUAUUCUAUUUCUGAGUGGAACAGGGAAGGAAAUGAUGAGUAGUGGCACAGGGUACCCUCCGCUAUGCAGAGUAUCAAUGUAGAUGUAGAUAACAAGGUGGCUAGAAAUGUGUCCAUGCAGUGGAGAAAGUGGAUUUGAAAAUGUUAUUGGAAAUGUGAAAACAUGAAAGCAAUGCAGAAAUGAUGGCACAUCACAUGUAACAAUAACAAAAUUACGCAUAAUCUUGAAGAAGGGAUGAUGUGGAAGGAAAAAAUUGGUAGUGGAUGAAGUAGGAGUGGAUGCAGUGGUACAAGCUUUCACAAGAUUUCCAAAGAAGGCUAUACGGCAAGCUGUGUGUGAAUCAGGUGUAAGCAAAUCAAGUGUUGCUGCAUUUCAACCCACUGACAUACUAAUAUUUUUCCCCACAGUACCUAAUAUUUACCAUUCAAAUGUACGAAAAUCAGCAGUUUUGUCUUAUACAUUUUUCUCAAAUUGUAUAGUUUUUUUGAUAGAAAUUCUUUAUAAAAUCUAUCGUUACUAUUUAUUGAAGUAUUGAGGAGUGAAGAUAUACUGUUUUAGAAAUUUUUGUUCAUGUGGUAUACCCGAAGAAAUACAGGCAUUGUAGUGAUUCGAGAAUUUCUGUGUUAAUUCUAGAACCACUCAGCCUUCUACCAUCUCAAACACACAAUAUUCUGGAUAUGAGCAUGGGAUGGCAGAAUCCUACCUACUGAGACUUAUUUUCUGAUUUAUGUUAAGAAAUGUUAUGGUAUCAAAGCUAACUUUCUUUUUAACUGUAAUGCAAUUUGUUUCUGACAUUCAGCUGUAUGAGAGACUCACCGGAAGUUAUAUAUUUAUGUUGAAAGUGAGGUUUUAUUGUCUGUGAAAAUCAAAUACAUUGUUAAUUGAUGAAAAGCAAA
This is a messenger RNA of Schistocerca serialis cubense, 3305 nucleotides long. RefSeq lists its product as uncharacterized. The transcript has 3 exons. Lineage: Eukaryota; Metazoa; Arthropoda; Insecta; Orthoptera; Acrididae. Bases 241 to 1278 code for a protein of 345 amino acids. The record is from RefSeq and is a predicted model, not a curated record. Gene Ontology annotation, molecular function: protein binding.